Molecule: messenger RNA, 986 nt
Organism: Linum tenue
Lineage: Eukaryota; Viridiplantae; Streptophyta; Magnoliopsida; Malpighiales; Linaceae
Source: the annotation of a GenBank genome assembly
AGAACACAACUCUUGUUCUCCUGCUUAUUUUUCCUUUCCCUCUCCUUUUUAUUGCCAGUGUCCUUUCUUCUUCUUCCGAUUCGUUCCGCCGGAGCUAAGUUGUUCAGUAACUCGCCGGAUUCCGCCCCUGACUCUUGCUAGCUCGCUCCCCCGGCGCCAUCUCCGAUUGACGAGAAAAUGGCCGAGGGAGAUGAGGAGAUGCCGAGAGAUGCAAAGAUAGUGAAGUCGCUGCUGAAAUCAAUGGGAGUUGAGGACUACGAGCCCCGUGUUAUCCACCAGUUUCUGGAGCUGUGGUAUCGUUACGUCGUCGAUGUGUUGACGGAUGCUCAGGUUUACUCGGAGCAUGCUGGGAAAGCUGCGAUCGACACUGAUGAUGUCAAGCUUGCUGUUCAGUCCAAAGUCAACUUCAGCUUCUCACAACCCCCACCAAGAGAGGUUUUGCUGGAGUUGGCAAGGAAUAGAAACAAGGUCCCAUUGCCCAAGACUGCCCCAGGUCCCGGCGUUCCUCUCCCACCUGAGCAGGACACACUGAUCAGCUCCAACUAUCAAUUAGCUUUCCCGAAGAGACAGCUUCCGCAAGUAGAAGAGACGGACGAAGAUGAAGAAAUGCCUGAUCAGAAUCCUUCUUCGCAGGAACCAAGUACUGGUGCGCCUCAGCAACAGCAAACCCCUCAACGAGUCUCAUUCCCUCUUACCAAACUAACCAAGUGAUAGACAGGGUAGGAUAGUAAAGAUCUUGUUCGCGAUCAAUCCUGUGCCUGUACUCACAGUUGUAAGUUGUAAGAUACAGGCUAGAGCCUUGAGACUUAUGCUUACUACAUUAAGCGAUUUGUAACUAGACGGGCGCUUCUUUCCAGUUCUAGACUGUUUAGAUUCUUAUUCUUACCCUUGAAUGUUCAGUGUUGUGAGUGUUACAGAUAAAGAGCAACUGCUGUUAACAAAUCAGUUAGUUUGGUUAGCAUUCUGUUACUACUGUAACUCAAUCG